UUGCCGACACUGUUUUUCCGAAAUAGAUCAUAAUAUCCAAAUCCAAACCUACGAUUACAUCCGGCCGGCGGGCGAAACCGUACUCCUCCACUACCCUUACCGUUAAUUCUGUCAGCGCCACCGUCAAAGUGGAGUGGACAGCUUUUCCUUUUGAAUCAGUAAGUUCUUCUCUAGAAUCGAACUCUUAAAUUACGGAAAUCGGACGGUUAAUUCUUUGUUUUCUGAGGAAACAAAUCCGAGUUUUAUGUUAAGCGAUCAUGGUUCUUUACUAGAUUUGACAUCAGAUAUAGCGAUGGCAGAUUGUUGCGAUUUCUAGAAGUAGGUUUCUUCACAAUCAAUUCAUCAAACAGUUGGUCGGCAGACGGCACUAGUAGCAAUUUUGAGUUAUAUAUCCAUCAAAAGCUGUAAAGCUUUCAUCUUUGGAAAGUUUCCGUGUCCAAUUCAAUCGGGGCGCAAUGGGGAAACCGUUAUUUUACGAGAUUUGGGAAAAGCCAGCCACGAGCUGUAUAAUCGGAAUAUGCAGUUUAAUUUGGUUCUAUAUUCAGAAGAAUGGCAUUGGGUAUUCCCACGUGGGAUUGAGCUACGAUACCGCAAAGGAGGGCCAUCAUUGGAGGAUAAUCACAUCCGCUUUCUCGCACAUUAGCAUCCUUCAUCUCGUUUUUAAUAUGAGUGCACUUUGGAGCUUAGGGGUUAUCGAGCAGUUAGGGCACAUAGGUCUCGGAGUGGAAUAUUAUCUUCAAUACACGCUGUUGUUGGUCGUUUUGUCGGGUUUGCUAGUUCUUGGAAUGUACCAUUUAUUGAUCCAAAAGUUCAAAAUCGAGUACUUCCAGAGAGUGACAGCUGUCGGUUACUCUUGCGUUGUGUUCGGGUGGAUGACUAUAUUGUCCACGAAGCAACCCUCUUCUAAAUUGGAGCUGUUUGGGUUUCUCUCACUUCCAAUCAGUUUUGCCCCGUUUGAAUCUCUCAUAUUUACGUCUAUAAUUGUGCCGCAAGCGAGUUUUCUUGGCCAUUUAUCGGGGAUAAUUGUUGGUUAUUCUAUUGCGUGGGGGUUGAUACACGGGAUGACUAAUUACUGGGCUGUGUCUAUGUUUGGAUGGAUUGUGCUUGUGUUUGUUUUCAGUUUGAAGAAAUCUGGUGCGUAUGAUUUCGACUUUCUCGAGAUUGAAUCUGUGGCGGAUCUUUCUUUGCCGUCUGUCCGUUUUGUUGGUUCGGGAAAUGGGAGAACCCUGCAGAUGAGUGCAUCUCCUGAUCUUCUUGUGUAGGCUAAGUGGAUUUUUUUAGGAAAUAUGUUGACCCAUUUUAUGUAUUUUGUGUUGAUGAUAAUCAUUGGAUAAAUGGCUAACACUUGGUUCUGAUAGUGAUCUUUUUUUACUUUUGAUACAUGAAGCAGUUUGUUGAUGAACACUUUCUAAAUGAAAAUUGAUUAGAUUACACCUA
Molecule: messenger RNA, 1437 nt
Organism: Erythranthe guttata (spotted monkey flower)
Lineage: Eukaryota; Viridiplantae; Streptophyta; Magnoliopsida; Lamiales; Phrymaceae
Gene: RBL13
Product: RHOMBOID-like protein 13
Cellular component (GO): membrane
Molecular function (GO): serine-type endopeptidase activity
Source: RefSeq, a predicted model, not a curated record